Messenger RNA from Verruconis gallopava, 2025 nucleotides. RefSeq lists its product as hypothetical. The record is from RefSeq and is a predicted model, not a curated record. The transcript has 2 exons. Lineage: Eukaryota; Fungi; Ascomycota; Dothideomycetes; Venturiales; Sympoventuriaceae. Bases 891 to 1910 code for a protein of 339 amino acids.
GUGCAGCGCGCCAACGAGGCAGACACCACCAGAUCUGCUGUCUCCGGUCCUUCCCAGCCAUGCUCGCCGUCGUCGCCCAGCCUCUUCUCUGCGUCUUUCCAUCCCCGUCGCCGCCACCGCUGUCGUCGCUCAAUGCCGGCCCGUCGCCCGCCGCAGAGAAGCAGCGUCGCUGAGCACGCGAGGGCCGAGUCCAUACGUCACCGCGAGUAGCACACACACCUCCAUACACGCGCAUAUGCACGAGCGCGCCUGCACGCACGCACAAACGGUUCUCCGCUCGCUCAGCGUCCGAGAAAAAGUUUUUCUCUAUACUGCGUCGACUCUUUUCGCUGCUGCUGUUUCUUCCCGAGCGCGCGUCUCUCUCGUCUGAUCUCUUUUGCGCGUGUCUGUACCUGUUCGCGCGUCCAUGGACGAGGACGGCGACACAGUGCCCGGCCUGCAGCGGGCCAACACCUUUUCGCCUUCGAGCAAGCCAACGUGGAGUCGCUCUGCAGCCGGCACUGGCUUCCAGCGCACUUCCUCUGCAGAACCCGUGUUGCGCAGGCAGCGGUCGCGCCAGUUUUCUCGCACCUCCGUCGACACCGAUUCGAUCCUGCUCGAACGCCCCGUGACAAGAGCGCAGAAUGCGACCGACGGUGACCAUGACGAGUCGAAGGAGGAGUGGCACUCGAUCGCGUUGAUUUUCGUCGCGCUUCCCGCCAUUGCCGGCGUAUUCUUCGAGAACGGAAGUGCCGUCGUCACGGACAUACUCAUGCUGGGCCUGGGCUGCUUAUUCUUAUACUGGAGCGUCAAAUGGCCCUGGUACGUUUCACGCUGUCGGAGGAAAUAUAUCCGCACGAGUUUGCGUGCUUACAGUAGGCUGCAGGCAGUGGUAUUACUCCACGCAAGAAAUGAAACUUGCAGAGGUCGAUCCGAGCGCCGAAUUCGCUAUCGUGGAAGAGAGCGACGACGACCUCGCUCGGGACGAUGGAGAGCCCAAAGCCAAGCCCGAACAGGGCGAGGCCAGCUCGAGAGGCGACGCCCAAGGUGCCAACCCAUCUGCUCAGCAUCUGAACCGCGCCAAGGCCAAGCGCGGCGAAGCCCUCAAGGCUCUGCAGACUCUCGAGAUCAUGGCUCUGAGCUCCUGCUUCCUCUCCCCCGCCGCCGUCGCUUACAUGCUGCAUAAGAUCCGGCCCUAUCUCUCACGUCCAUCUGGAGGCGUGGUUUCCAAUUCCAACCUCACCUUGUUUGUUCUUGCCGCCGAGCUACGGCCGGUGCUGCAUUUCUUUCGCCUCGUCGAGGAGCGGACGCUGCACCUCCAGCGUAUCGUGAGCAGUCUCCCCGCAAGUGACGAGCGACAGCUGGAACUACGUGUCGAAGACCUCACGAAACGCGUGGAGGAGCUGACGAGCAUGCUCCCUGGAACCAACACACAGACAAUCACCGCGACUGGCACAAGCGAGAAGCAGAGUGCAUUGGUCUCGUCCGAGACGUCGUCAGAGCUCGAGGGCAAUAUCCGUCAAAGCUUGCAGCCUCAAUUAGAUGCCCUCAAUCGCGCCGUGCGACGAUACGAAAAGCGCGCCACAACCCAAGCCAUCGUUACAGAAGCUCGCCUUCAGGAUCUGGAAGCCCAGCUCAAAGAUGCGCUGAGUCUCGCUGCCGCGGCGAGCAGGCAGAGCCAGAAGAGCGGCUUGCUUACCCAGGUCUUCGAUGUGGUCCGGUGGAUGCUGACAAGGCCCCUUGAGGCACUGAGCCACCUAUUUCUACUUCCGUUCCAACUUGCUGGCGAAGUGUGGAGGUUCCUUGUUGGCCCCAGAAGGAAGAGGAAAAAAGCCUUUGGUAUGACCGGCAGUCACGCUGCAGCUGCUGGAGAAGGGAAAAAAUGGGCUGGUGAAUUUAAAGGGAAGGCAAGUAGGGUGGAAAGUAGAUGAGGAAUGCUCUUUUUUUUUUGUUUCCAGUUUAUAGAGCGGCGAGGCUUUAUAACCCUACAAAUCUGGUCCUAGACGAAUAAUGAGUAAUAAGAUAACCAUCACCUCUCUAUUUCGU